Juglans microcarpa x Juglans regia is the source of this 3327-nucleotide messenger RNA. Its product is annotated as receptor like protein 21-like. Gene Ontology annotation, molecular function: protein binding. NCBI's taxonomy places the organism in Eukaryota, Viridiplantae, Streptophyta, Magnoliopsida, Fagales, Juglandaceae. The record is from RefSeq and is a predicted model, not a curated record. Bases 1 to 3327 code for a protein of 1108 amino acids. The transcript is spliced from 9 exons.
AUGAAGGCGCUGCUGUGGGUUUUAGUGAUUUUUAUUCAAAUUGAUGAGAACAAGGGUACUUGCUUGGAGGAAGAGAGAAUUGGUCUGCUACACUUGAAGUCAUUUCUUAAAUCCAUCCCCUACGCUAAUUCAGACCAUCUUCUUCCUUCAUGGGUUGACGAAUCAAAGAGUACUGAGUGUUGUGACUGGGAGCGGGUCACGUGCAACUCCACCACUAGUCACAUCAUAGAAUUGUCCCUUGAGAAUUUGAAGCAAGAUCCUUACUAUCGUGAACAUAAGUACAAGAAUGUGAGUUUCGGGGAUCGGUGGUUGCUAAACGUGUCCAUGUUGGAGCCUUUCAAGGAGUUAAGAAGUCUUGAUAUAUCCUUUAAUGCAAUUGGUGGCUGGAUACCAUACGAAGGAUUUGAAAAGCUUUCAAGCUUAAGGAAUCUGGAAAUUCUAAACCUUGGAUAUAACUUCUUUCAUGACAAUGGCAUUCUACAAUCUUUGGGUCAUGUGACUUCGCUCAAGACUUUAAAUCUUACUUCGAAUUUGUUGGAGGGUUACUUUCCAGCUCAAGAAUUAGUUGGGUUGAGAAACUUGAACAAGCUGGAUAUAAGUGGCAAUUCCUACAAUGAUAUCAUCCCAAGUCAAGGUUUCGAAAGGCUCGUGGUAUUGAGAAAUUUGGAGACAUUGAACCUCAAUUAUAAUGACUUUGAUGACAGCAUCAUACCAUCACUAAGUGAACUUACAUCCCUUACCACAUUGAGUCUUGCGUUUAAUCAUUUGGGAGAACGAGUGACGACAAUCGAAGGUUGGAAAAGCUUGUCAAGAUUAGAGAACUUGGAGAAAAUAGAUCUCAGUCACAAUUACCUCAAUGACGACCCUUUACAAUCUUUGGUUGCUAUCAAGUCCCUUAAGAAUUUGAAUCUUGCUUGGAAUCAAGUAACAGGAUCUUUUCUGGUUAAAGAUUGGAAACUUUUGUCGAGAUUGGAGAACUUGGAGAUAUUAGAUCUUAGUCACAAUUGCCUCAAUGAUAAUGCCUUACAAUCUUUGGUCGUGGUCAAAUCUCUUAAGAAUCUGAAUCUUGCUGGAAAUCAAUUGACAGGAACCUUUCCAACUAAAGAUUUGGUCAAUUGUAGCCGGUUGGAGAUUUUAGAUGUCAGCAAAAACUUGUUCACGGGAAGUAUUUCUCCAUCUAUCGGGGAACUAAUUUCACUCAAGGUUCUAUCCGUAUCUUCCAAUGAACUCAAUGGCACUUUACCUACUCGAGAAUUGUGCGCACUCAAGAAGCUUGAAGAGUUAGAUCUAUCUCAUAAUCAAUUUGAGGGGACUCUUCCUCUAUGCAUGAACAAUAUGACGUCUCUCAAAUUACUAGAUAUUUCUGAGAAUCAAUUGAAUGGAAAUGUUUCUUCAUAUGUGAUAGCCAGCCCGAAAUCUCUCGAGUACAUUGAUUUUAGUUACAAUCAAUUUCAGGGUCGAUUCCCGAUCAGGUUAUUUGCCAAUCACUCUAAACUUGAGGUUAUUCGAUUCAUCAACCGAAACAAUAAACUUGAGAUAGAAACUGAGAAUUCCUUGGGUUGGGUACCUUUGUUUCAGUUAAAGGUUCUCGAACUAUCUAACUGUAGUUUGAACAAGCUCUCUGGCAAUGUUCCUGGAUUUCUCCUUGACCAACAUGAAUUGGAAGUUGUCGAUCUAUCCCGAAAUAAGUUGAAAGGAAGCAUCCCAAAUUGGUUGGUGGAAAACAAUACAAGAUUACAAAUUCUAGAUCUUCAAGAUAACUCUUUUAUGGGUCACUUACAAUGGAAAUUGUAUCACCAUAUGCAUAUUUCCUGGAUGGAUGUCUCAGAAAAUCAAUUGAAUGGAAAACUUCAAGAAGACAUUGGAAGGAUUUUUCCAAAUGCAAAGUAUCUAAAUCUUUCCCACAAUACUUUUGAAGGUAGUCUUCCUUCAUCAAUUAAUGGCAUGAUUUAUUUGGAGGUAUUGGAUUUCUCCUUCAAUAAUUUCUCAGGUGAGGUCCCAAAAGAAUUUGUCAACAGCUGCACAUUGUUGAAAAUUAUGAACCUUGGUUAUAACAACCUUCAGGGUGAAAUCUUCUUAGAGCAAUUCAAGUCACCAUUCUUCGAAUUUCUGCAAUUGAAGUACAAUCAUUUCACUAGUAUUGUAUCGAUACUUAAUGCAUCUUCCCUAUUGUACAUGAUAGAUAUCAGCAAUAAUGAUAUUUCAGGUACAAUCCCUCGAUGGUUGGGAAACAUGACAUAUUUGUGGACUCUUGUCAUGGCCAAUAAUUAUUUUUACGACCAGAUUCCAUGCGAACUAAGUGCGCGGAGCACUAUAGACUUUUCUCAUAACUUAGCUUCAGGGUCGUUGCCUUCUUGCUUGAAUCUACAAGGUCUUGAGCACCUAUAUUUCCAAGGGAACAAACUCACAGGACCAUUACCAAAAGCUCUUUUCAAUUCCUCCUCUCUUUUGACAUUGGACAUUAGAGAUAACAACUUUUUCGGCAGUAUCCCUGAUGAAAUCAGAGAACUUUACAACUUAAAAGUACUUUUGUUGGGUGGUAAUCAUUUCAGUGGGAUCAUUUCGGAUCAGUUAUGUUGGUUAAGGAUGAUAAGCAUUAUAGAUCUUUCCAAGAAUGCAUUUUCUGGGACCAUACCAAGAUGCUUUAGCAACAUAUAUUUUGGGAAGAUAACUACUGUUAAUUGUUCCUCUUUUCCAAGAAAAACUAAUUUGGUCUGGUUAGGGCAAGGAGCUUACUCAUAUAAAAGGGUCCUAGAGAAGCAUGUUGAUUAUUAUGACUACAAAGAAUAUACCGAUGUAGAAGUUAAGGUUGAGUUUGUAACAAAAUAUAGGUCCCUCUCUUAUGGGGGUUCUGUCCUUGCGUACAUGUCUGGAUUGGAUUUGUCAUGCAACAAGUUGACCGGUGGCAUUCCUCGAGAACUGGGAAAAAUAUCUUCAAUGCAUGCAAUAAACUUAUCUUACAAUCAAUUGACAGGUUCCAUUCCAAAAACAUUCUCAAAUUUGUCUCUCUUGGAAAGCUUAGAUCUCUCUCACAAUAGUUUGAGUGGACAGAUUCCUUCAUUAUUGAUUGGUCUAACCUUUCUUGAGGUAUUCAAUGUCGCUUACAACAACUUAUCAGGUAAAGUUCCAGACUUAAAAGCACAGUUUGGGACAUUUGAGAAAAGUAGCUAUGAAGGAAAUCAAUUUCUUUGCGGGCCACCAUUACAAAAGAGUUGUGCCAUGGUAGAUACGUCAGUUCCAACACAAUCUUCAGUUGUAAGUGGCAAUAAAUGGUAUGAAGCAGAUCCUGUGGUCUUCCUUACAAGCUUCUCGGUUUUUACACGCUAA